This is a messenger RNA of Rhinolophus ferrumequinum (greater horseshoe bat), 3379 nucleotides long. It is a transcript of the gene XKRX, whose product is annotated as XK related X-linked. The transcript is spliced from 3 exons. The record is from RefSeq and is a predicted model, not a curated record. NCBI's taxonomy places the organism in Eukaryota, Metazoa, Chordata, Mammalia, Chiroptera, Rhinolophidae. Gene Ontology annotation, cellular component: membrane. The coding region runs from base 1139 to 2488 and encodes 449 amino acids.
UUGGGGGAAGAGGAAAGCUGUGGCUCCCUCCGGGGUCGGGAGUCGUGGUGAGAAGUGCUUCUGAAGAUUGGCCCAAGCCCCUUUGUGUCUUGCCGCUCCACACCGAGCAUCCAGCCCUGGAACUCGAAGGCCGGUUUUUGGCCCCAGCUAUACCUCGCAUUUCGCAGCCCCCCGCCCUCGUGCGCCCAUUGGUGCCUUAGUUCCUGAAACAUCCGUCCUCUCACAGCUGAAAUGCGGGCAAGGCAGGACCCCGGCAGCAGACGGCACCCAAGUUUGGCGACAUAUGCCCAGCUGGGUUGGCGCCUCGCACGUCGUGCUUCUCGGUAGGAAAGUCUCUCCAAGGGAAAGAAGCCCCUCCAGCUUUCUCUUAACCCUGUAGUGCGCACUCUGCUUCUCUCCCCAGAGACUGCACUCGGAGACAGCGCUGUGGCUUAGCUCCUGCCUCGGGCUCGGCUGCCUUGGGGGCGGAGCUUGGAUUCUGAGAAGCCAUCCCCAAGACACUCGACUCAGCCGGGGUUCUGAGGAAGCGUCGGGCGAGCCGGCAAGCGGGCGACUUAAUAGCCACAGCCUAGCACUAGCUACGGUACCUAGGCACUGAACUGAAUCCACGAAGGGACGCUCAGGCUGCGCCCCCUCUUCUGCCCUGGCUCAGUUAUUGGCUGAUUUGAGAGGGCACACUGGUCAGGACUCCUCGAGAGGAGCGGUUGAGUGCGGGUGCCCCGACAGAGUGGCUACGCCCCCCUCCCCUGCCUGGGGGGCUGCGAAAGGAGUAGCUGCCACGAAAACAACUGUCACCAUGGCCCUACAAGCGCCUGGAACUGGACUCUGGACUGGGUGCAAAACUGCUUGCUUUAGCCUCGUCCAAGUUUCACAGCACGUAUAUUGACGAUUGUAAUCCAGGGUCAAUCAAGAGUCACGUUCAAAGUGGUACUCCUGGGCUCUCCAUCCCAGACUCCAACAAGUCUAAUUUGAGCCCAGAAGAGACGGUCUCCUGCUCUGACUAGUAGAUCUCCUAACUGGAAUUGGACUUGACAGCUCUCCUCGCCAAUACUUGGACUGCAGUGACUACAAGGUUCUCUUGGGGUUUGGGGGUGGGAAGUGCUCUGAAGGCCAGACUACAACACUCAGAACCUCGACAAUGGACCGAGUGUAUGAAAUUCCUGAGGAGCCAAACGUGGAUCCGAUUUCAUCCCUGGAGGAAGAUGUCAUCCGUGGGGUCAACCCCCGAUUUACCUUUCCAUUUGGCAUCCUUUUCUCCACCUUUUUGUACUGUGGGGAGGCUGCAUCUGCCUUGUACAUGGUUAGAAUCUAUCUAAAGAAUAGUGAAACCUACUGGAUGACAUACACCUUUUCCUUCUUUAUGUUUUCAUCUGUUAUGGUCCAGUUGACACUCAUUUUUGUCCACAGAGAUCUGGCCAAAGACAAGCCACUAUCAUUGUUUAUGCAUCUAAUCCUCUUGGGACCUGUUAUCAGAUGUUUGGAGGCCAUGAUUAAGUACCUCACACUGUGGAAGAAAGAAGGGCAGGAGGAGCCCUAUGUCAGCCUCACCCGAAAGAAGAUGCUAAUAAAUGGCGAGGAGGUGCUGAUAGAAUGGGAGGUGGGCCACUCCAUCCGGACCCUGGCUAUGCACCGCAAUGCCUACAAACGUAUGUCACAGAUCCAAGCCUUCUUGGGCUCAGUGCCCCAGCUGACCUAUCAGCUCUAUGUGACCCUGAUCUCUGCAGAGGUCCCCCAGGGUAGAGCUGUGCUAAUGGUCUUUUCCCUGAUAUCUGUCACGUAUGGGGCUACGCUCUGCAACAUGUUGGCUAUCCAGAUUAAGUAUGAUGAGUACAAGAUCCGUCUGGGGCUGCUGGAAGUCCUUUGCAUCACCAUUUGGAGGACACUAGAGAUCACGUCCCGCCUCCUGAUUCUGGUGCUCUUCUCAGCCACCUUGAAAUUGAAGGCUGUGCCCUUCUUAUUGCUCAACUUCCUGAUCAUCCUCUUUGAGCCUUGGGUUAAAUUUUGGAGGAGUGGUGCCCAGAUGCCCAAUAACAUUGAGAAAAAUUUCAGCCGGGUAGGCACCCUGGUGGUGCUGAUUUCUGUUACUGUCCUCUAUGCAGGCAUCAAUUUCUCCUGCUGGUCAGCUUUGCAAUUGAAGUUGGCAGACAGGGACCUUGUGGAAAAGGGUCAGAACUGGGGACAUAUGGGCCUGCACUAUAGUGUGAGAUUGGUAGAGAAUGUGAUCAUGGUCUUAGUUUUUAAGUUCUUUGGAGUGAAAGUGUUACUGAAUUACUGCCAUUCCUUGAUUGCCUUGCAGCUCAUCAUUGCUUACCUGAUUUCCAUUGGCUUCAUGCUCCUUUUCUUCCAGUACUUGCAUCCAUUGCGUUCACUCUUCACCCACAAUGUAGUGGACUACCUCCACUGUGUCUGCUGCCACCGGCACCCUCGGGGCAGGGUUGAGAACUUGGAGCCAUCCUUUGAUGCCGAAGAAAGGCAAAGCAUUGUCUGAUUCUAUAUUCUGGGUAUUCGGGGAUGGGUUGGGGAUGGCCAAGAGCAACUAUGAAAUUGAAGGAGAAGAUGAGGCUUAUGGGUGAGUACCCACCAGAACAUUUCCUUGAGUUUUCUGGUAAGCCUAUCAGAAGAAAAAGCAGCCCCCAAAUAGGUUUGAUUUCCUUCAGAAUGACUGCUAUAUUUGGACAACAUGGUAGCCACCAUAUACCUAAAAGGGUCAGCAGUAACAUUUGCACUCCUCCUCCCACGUCAGCUGUCUGGCUACCCUACAGGAUAAUACACCUUAAUCUCUCUGUGACCUUCUAGCUCUGAUAAUUUGUUUGAAGCAUUACUGAGCUUUCCCCAGGAUGAGCAGAUGGCCCAGAAUCCCACCAUCAUGUAUGUAUCUUGACUGAUCAGAGGAUGUGACCGCUUCCUAGUUAUGAGUACCCCCCAGAAUAUAGUCUGACUAACGUGGAACCUGUAACAACAAGCGUGGCUGGGGUCUUUUAAUUCCAAUGAGAAACUGGUUAAGAAGAAAACCCUUACUAUUAAAAGAGCUCCCCAAAUGAGUUAGCUCUCCAUUAGGAUUUUACUAGUGAUCAUUCAUCAAGGACCCCUCUUUUCAGUGGACCUUCGUAGGCACACUCUGAGGAGGGAGUGCAGAGUAGGAUUCCUUCAGGGCAUUUGCCAGAAUGACUCUUUUUCUCAGGGACCUGCAUGAGCCUCCAGCUUGUCCACUGGAGUGGCUGAGUAAAAUCUGUCACUUCAUGCCUCAUUAUCAGGGAUUCCCUCCAAACCAACUUUUCUGUGCUUUUGGCAUUUUUCUGCUGGAUAUGGUCCUUAGAGAAGCUGAACUGUAAUUAAAAAUGUUUCUAAUAUGUGGAAGAAAUGAAAAUUUCAUUAUGUC